This is a messenger RNA of Oldenlandia corymbosa var. corymbosa, 2166 nucleotides long. The record is from the annotation of a GenBank genome assembly. Lineage: Eukaryota; Viridiplantae; Streptophyta; Magnoliopsida; Gentianales; Rubiaceae.
GUCAUUCGACCGAUUUUAAGUGUGGCAAUCGGCACCACCUGAUUAAAGCAAAGCAGAUUUCUUUCCUUUCUGAGUUCAUCAUCAUCCUCCUCUCUCUGUGACCCAGCAGCCAUGGAUUCAAAGCCAACAGAAGUCAGCAGCUCCAAGAUGUUUGGAGGAUUCAACAAGAGAUACAAACACUUCAGUCCCACACUGGGUUGUUCCAUGAAUUUCACCAUUUACUUCCCACCUUCUUCUUCCCCUUCUCACAAAUUCCCUGUCCUGUACUGGCUCUCUGGUCUUACAUGCACUGAUGAGAAUUUCAUCAUAAAAUCAGGUGCUCAACGGGUUGCCUCAAGUGAAGGGAUCGCACUGAUUGCUCCAGAUACAUCUCCAAGAGGCCUGAAUGUGGAAGGAGAAUCUGAGAGCUGGGAUUUUGGUGUAGGUGCUGGGUUUUAUUUGAAUGCAAAGCAAGAGAAGUGGAAAAAUUGGCGAAUGUAUGAUUACGUGGUCAAGGAACUGCCUCUACUCCUUAGUGAAAAUUUCCCUCAACUAGAUACAUCUCGGGCUUCUAUAUCUGGUCAUUCUAUGGGUGGUCAUGGAGCUCUAACUAUCUACCUAAAAAACCUGGAUAAGUACAAGUCUGUUUCAGCUUUUGCACCAAUUGUGAAUCCUAUGAACUGUCCUUGGGGCCAGAAAGCUUUCACCAACUAUUUGGGUGAAAAUAAAUCUGAUUGGGAGGAAUAUGAUGCCACUUGUCUCAUCUCAAAGUUCCAUGAUCUUUCUGCAACCAUUCUAAUUGACCAGGUGAGCACUUGAUGUUUGGUUUUUUUUUUAAGUUCUGCACCUAGUUGUGAGACUUGAUAAUUUCCUCUUCCUAGUUGCCAUAAGUCAUUAGCCAUUAAUGUUCUAGUCACUGGCUGAAUCUGUAUUCUGGUUGAUUGCCCUUUUUCUUUGAGUAUGGAGCUUUGUGAAAGCUUCCAUUUUAUGCGUGGACAUUGUACUAAAAGGUGCAGCCUUUAAUCUCCAAAUUGAAAUCAAGAAUGGUGGUCUUAAUGCAUUGUAUUUCCAGUGGCUGUUUCUAUAUAGAAUGAAGUAGAGAUUAUGUAUUCAAUGGUGUUGUCAAGAAGAUUCUUUAGUGGCAUAUAAAAUGUUCGCUUAAUGAUUGAAGAACCUGAAGCACACAACUUUUCUGGGUUUCUUUUUUCCAGUCGUCUGGCUAUGAUUUACUCACUUAGAAUCAAAAAAAUGUUGUGAGAAAAAAUUUUUAUUGAUUGACAACGAUAGUGCAAUGAUUUUUUGUUAAGUAGGAGUGUAGAACAUAUAAACGGCCUAGAUUCUUUGGCACUAGCAGCACAUGGAAUUGUGAGCAUCUGGCAAUUAGAAACCCAACUUAAUCCUUUCCUGUUCAUGACAAUAUUCCACUGAAAUGAGGUUUAGUUUUACUGUGAAAAUUUGUCGGACUGUCUGUACAAUGAGGUUUAGGUUUAUGUUUUGGUUGAUUAACCGAGCUUCUAAAGUCACUAUUUUCUUGUAUCUGCUCUUUUCUGCAUAAUGAAUGGGGUGGCAUUGUGUUUGUUAUGCUGAUUAUCCGGCAUUUUUCGUAACUAUGGUGAUUUGCUCACUUGUAUUUGUUUUCGGAUCCUGUAUGACUUACUUCACCUUUUGCAGGGGGAAGCUGAUAGCUUCUUGCAUAAUCAACUGCUGCCAAACAAGUUUGAAGAGGCUUGCAGAAAGGUUGGUGCUCCACUUCUCUUGCGAGUGCAACCUGGGUACGACCACUCAUACUAUUUCAUUGCGUCCUUCAUCGAUGAUCAUAUUCGGCACCAUGCUCAAGCUCUUCAACUGUAGAUCGAUCUACAAGUUAAUGCUAAAGUUUAAAGAUCCUGGUUUUAUCAAACUCAUGUAGCUUCCAAGAACUCAAGAAUGUUGAUACUGUGAUAUUUCUACUAGCACUAGUGAAAUAACUCCAUAGUUUUUGAACAAUUUUCACUCUCUUUUUUCUCAUGUGGUUGGAAACUAAUAAGUUUGUCUUAGUUUUUUCUUGUGAGGCAAAAGUUGGUCUUGAGCUUUACAUUUAUUGAGUUUGGUUUGGGUUGCUUGUAACUUUCAAACUUGAGAUGAAGUGCUCCCCAUAUGAAUUUAAGACGAUUGUCGUGCCCGCGUAAAACCAACUGCAUAUCCAGC